AUGGAAGCGAUGUUCUCGUUGGUAGUUCUUUUGCUUUUCAUCUCGCCUACUUGUUAUGGAACUCUCGAAAUUAGUGGUGACGAGCUGCUGCUAAAAACUCAUGGCACUGUGCAUACCAGACGUGUUCGUGACACAGAUAACAAAAAUCUGGAAAAACAUCACGUGGAACUACGACGCCCCGGAAAACAAGAACCGGUAAAGAGCAUAAAAAAGCCGAGAAACAUUCUCAAGAAUAAGAAAUACAAGACUUACUAG
This is a messenger RNA of Brugia malayi, 255 nucleotides long. RefSeq lists its product as uncharacterized. The record is from RefSeq and is a predicted model, not a curated record. The transcript is spliced from 2 exons. The coding region runs from base 1 to 255 and encodes 84 amino acids. Lineage: Eukaryota; Metazoa; Nematoda; Chromadorea; Rhabditida; Onchocercidae.